Messenger RNA from Solanum lycopersicum (tomato), 2041 nucleotides. RefSeq names its product cytochrome P450 84A2 (gene CYP84A2). NCBI's taxonomy places the organism in Eukaryota, Viridiplantae, Streptophyta, Magnoliopsida, Solanales, Solanaceae. Gene Ontology annotation, molecular function: oxidoreductase activity, acting on paired donors, with incorporation or reduction of molecular oxygen; heme binding; iron ion binding. The record is from RefSeq and is a predicted model, not a curated record.
UUGUAUAUAAAGACCCCAUCCUAUCCACCAAUAUUAAAAGGUAGAACCAAAAUUUUGAGUUCAUCCCAACAUCUCCUAAACUCUCCACUCAAAAAACAAACCAAACAUACCAAAAAAAUCAAAGAAAAAAGAGAAAGCAUUGUAAACAAAAUGAAUGAAAUGGUACUAAACAAUAUCAAUUCAAUUCUUGAAGCUUUACAAGCUAACCCUAUACUAAUCUUCUUCUUCAUCAUCCCUCUCUUCUUCUUAUACCUUUUUUCGAUGUCCCGCCGUAAACGUUAUCCUCCAGGACCAUUAGGCUGGCCUCUCAUUGGUAACAUGAUGAUAAUGGACCAGUUAACUCACCGUGGUCUUGCCAAACUUGCACAAAAAUAUGGUGGCGUUUUUCACCUCAAAAUGGGUUAUGUCCACAAAAUUGUUAUAUCUGGUCCAGAAGAAGCUCGUCAAGUACUGCAGGUACAAGACAACAUAUAUUCGAAUCGUCCAAAGACCGUAGCGAUAAGUUACCUAACGUACGAUCGUGCGGACAUGGCUUUUGCUGACUACGGACCGUUUUGGCGUCAGAUGAGAAAAUUAUGUGUUAUGAAAUUAUUCAGUCGUAAACGAGCUGAGUCAUGGGACUCGGUUCGCGACGAAGUAGACUCGAUGGUAAAGAUAGUUACAACCAACACGGGCACAUCAAUUAACUUAGGGGAACUUGUUUUCUGUCUCACUCGUAACAUUAUCUAUCGAGCUGCUUUUGGGACAAGUUCAGAUGAAGGACAAGAUGAUUUUAUUAAAAUUUUGCAAGAAUUUUCGAAGCUAUUUGGUGCUUUUAACAUGGCUGAUUUUAUUCCAUGGCUAGGGUGGAUUGGUAAGCAAGGCCUAAAUGUUAGACUUGCUAAGGCAAGGGCAUCACUUGAUGGAUUUAUUGAUACGAUAAUUGAUGAUCAUAUUGAAAGAAAGAAGGCUAUUCAUGUUAUUAAUGAUGAUGGUUAUAGAGAAAGUGAUAUGGUGGAUGAGCUUUUAGCUUUUUACAGUGAAGAAACAAAAGUAAAUGAGUCUGAAGAUUUGCAGAAUGCUAUAAGGCUUACUAGGGAUAAUAUCAAAGCUAUAAUCAUGGAUGUAAUGUUUGGUGGGACCGAGACGGUGGCAUCUGCGAUAGAGUGGGCCAUGGCUGAGCUUAUGAAAAGUCCAGAGGAUCUUAAAAAGGUACAACAAGAAUUAGCUAACGUAGUUGGACUCAAUAGGAAAGUUGAUGAAUCCGAUUUUGAAAACUUGACCUACUUAAAAUGUUGUUUAAAAGAAACUCUCCGACUUCACCCUCCAAUCCCUCUCCUCCUCCACGAAACCGCGGAGGAAUCGACAGUCUCGGGCUACUUUAUUCCAGCAAACUCACAUGUUAUCAUAAAUUCGUUUGCAAUUGGACGUGACAAAAACUCAUGGGAAGAUCCUGAUAGUUUCAAGCCAAGUAGGUUCCUUAAAGAAGGUGUGGCAGAUUUUAAAGGUGGUAAUUUUGAAUUUUUACCAUUUGGGUCGGGUCGAAGGUCUUGCCCCGGUAUGCAACUUGGGCUUUAUGCAUUAGAAAUGGCUGUGGCCCAUUUACUUCAUUGUUUUACUUGGGAGUUACCUGAUGGAAUGAAACCAAGUGAACUAAAAAUGGAUGAUAUAUUUGGGCUUACUGCUCCAUUGGCUAAUCGACUAGUGGCUGUGCCUACUCCACGUUUAUUAUGUAAACUUUAUUGAAGACCAAAGGGGGUAUUUUGUACGUGUAUACGAAUAGUUUAUACACAAAAUAUUGGUUUGUUUGGACAUUUUUAUCUUUAUUUUGUUUUGUCUAUGCAUAUAUAUACAUAAUGGAUUGGAGAGGGACAAAAGAAAAAGGACGAAAAUAAUUGCUUGAAAGGGGAAAGAGAGAGGAAUUGAUUGUAUGGCAUGCAUUUUGUUAUUUAAUAUUCAUCUGGCUUGCAUUGCUAGUUGUAAAUUAAAUGUCCCCUCCUAUGGUUUGUUUCUUCUUUGAAAACAUAAAUUUUAAAAUCAAAUAAAGAUUUUAUCUUUGUUA